Ruditapes philippinarum (Manila clam) is the source of this 2748-nucleotide messenger RNA. Its product is annotated as interferon-inducible GTPase 1-like. Gene Ontology annotation, cellular component: membrane. Bases 464 to 1969 code for a protein of 501 amino acids. Gene Ontology annotation, molecular function: GTPase activity; GTP binding. The transcript is spliced from 3 exons. Lineage: Eukaryota; Metazoa; Mollusca; Bivalvia; Venerida; Veneridae. The record is from RefSeq and is a predicted model, not a curated record.
UAGGAUAAUCCCACAAAGAUGCCGCCCAAUACGCUAUAACUGGCCAUACUGUGCUUUCAUACAGCUUCUAAUAUAUUUUUUAUAGAAAGCCAUUUCUUGAUUUAAACUUGGCUUAACAGUAACCCUAUAACCCUUCCCGCAUUGCAAUAUACUUUAAAUUCUAGAAAUUCGGUAAAAACACACACAAACAAAACACAGUGCCAAAGAUUCGGUUGCCUGACUCAGCAUAACCGUAAUUAUUUUCAGGCAAGUUAGCGUAUACUAUUACAUGAAACGCCAGUAAAUCAUUAAUAAUGGAUUAUUUACCUACGCGUUUAUGACUUAUUCUUUAAAGUCAGUUGUCUUUUAUCUCUUGUCGUUUUGCGGUAUAUUUAGCGCCGAGUUCACGUAAAAUAAUACAUUUAAACAUUAGGCUUUUGUUUAGGCAGCAAUAUUAAUAAUUGUCGAUUUUACAACUUAAGCGAUGUUAAAACAGAAGCUUGAACUAAUGGAGAUAAAGUGGGGGAUAGUUGGGAUUGUUGCUGUUGUGAUUGGUUUAAUUGUCUUGAUUAUAAGAUCACGUUUCAGGAAAAUUCCUGCUAAAAAGCUAAAUGAAGAUGUGACGACAGAGCCUGUAAAAGCUUCAAGAGAAACUGACUUUAAUACAUUGACAAAGCGUGAACGGAGAGCUUCUCUAUCCAGCGACUAUAUUUACGAUGGGCCUGAGUCAGUGCAGGGUAGGAAAGCUGGAGAUGUUGCGGGUGAUGUGCAUUCUGCAAAGUCUAUAUACAAAUUGGAUGAGCUUGAAUUUGAUAAAUUCCGUACGUUUGUUAAUGCAGAUGUUUUACAGAAAGAAAUGAAAGAAGCUGGUCCUUUGCAUGGUGUGAAUAAGUUUAUUCACGAUUCACUUUCUACGUGGAAUGAAAUUGAACUUAAUGUUGGUAUUACUGGAAAUGCUGGUGUUGGAAAGUCAAGUCUAAUUAAUGCGCUUCGGAAAUUGAAACCAUCUGACGAAGGUGCAGCCGCUGUUGACGUUGUUGAAACAACAACAAAAGCAAGUCGGUAUUCACAUCCAGAUAAUAAACAUAUAGUAUUUUGGGAUCUGCCUGGAGUCGGGACACAAAAAUACAAAAGAGAAACAUACCUUAAAGAAAUGGAUUUUGCAAGAUUUGAAGUCGUAAUAAUUGUUUGCGCUAGUCGCUUCAUGGAAAGUGAUAUGUGGCUGGGAAAGAAGCUUCGGGAGCUAAAAAAGAACAUUCUGUUUGUUAGAACUAAGAUUGACUUUGACAUUUACAAUGCACAACGAGACCAUCCUGAAACAUUCGACGAAACUAAAUGCCUAACAAAGAUAAGAAAUAACGUAUUAGAGAAUAUACAUGAUGGGGGAUUACCAGAUAUUGUUAGUGGCGUCUACUUGGUUAGCUCCUCGGAAAGAACAAAGUACGACUUUCAUGAAUUAGAUCAGGAUCUAACAAGCAUGCUGAGCAUCAAAGGAAAGGCUAUCAGUGCUUUAAUUCAGAAAGCCGUUCAACAAGCUAUAGGCAGAGAUAGAGAAUAUUACAAAAAUGAAUUAAAAAUUCUUAGGGCACUUUCAAUUACAUACGGAUUUCUGCCAUUACCAGUUCUUGACAAACGACUUGGCAAUUGGUCUGUGUCAUUCAUGCGUAGAUUUUGUCUUCGAAGAUUUUGUGUUGAUGAGAUGUCACUUGACGUGAUGGCAAUUGAAUUAAAAAAGCAACCUUCUGUUUUAAGGAUCAUUCUAAAAACCUAUCAGAAUGAUGACUUCCAUGUUCUUGCUACACAGAAGAUAGAAUCGGCCUUAGCAAAUAAAUACGUUGUUCCGAUUCUUGGCUUCUUUCUUUCAGCACGCAACUUAUAUGCAGCGCUUGGAGAAUGUUUGAAGGCAAUGUGUGAAGCAGAAGACGAGCUAAAACUGGCAAACCUUCGGCUUGAUCUCCUGGAGGAUAAUCUUAAACCGAUGAAAACAUAAUAUGAUCAGAAAGAUAGUAUACGAAUAUUCAGUUUUCAAAAUACCAGUACAUUACAGACUUGAUAUUAUUUUGCAUUGAAUACGGUAGGUUUAAGACAAUGAUGCAAGCAGCUGGCAAUUUUAUUGCACAGGUCAACAAUAGGACAACAUUAUGUCACAUAUAUGGAGAAUUUGACAUAAGUAAAGUUCUUGUUUACUAAAAUACACCUAAAAUAUAAAAUAAAAUAAACAAUUGAAUCGUACUUUGAUAAGACCUAAUUUCAAUCAAUGUGUUUUUCUUAUAUCGCAUGCCCAAAAUCAAGACUCAAACUUUUACAUAUUCAUUAUUAAAAGUCCUAGUCAUUUCUAUCAUAUCGGAAAUUAUCACAUUAAGCGUUUGUUUAGAAAAUGGAUAUCAAUUCUGAGUACAUUGUUGUAGAUAAAUGCACGGUUCGAGUUAAAAUGCUAAGGAAUAUAUUCACGAUUGCCGAUAAGCCUGAGUGAUUCAUUACAAAGCGGGUAAUAUAACAACGUUUUGUUUCAUGUCAAGUGGAACCGGGUUCAAUGUUUUGCUCAGGGCAAAGUUCAAAGUGCAAUAACUCCAAACUAAGGCUUUCUUUAUGGAUUCUGUAUUUAUCUAUUUUAGGCAAGGCAGAAUUACUGUUCUUUGCACUGCACUUCUACCCACUUAGUUUUUUCUUGAUACAUAUUGUAGUACAAUAUAGGUUGGAUAUGGAUUUUUUUCACUCGGAAAUUGAAAACCAUGCUAGCACGGGCAACUUAAGUACUUUCUUUGGAAU